Paramisgurnus dabryanus is the source of this 1843-nucleotide messenger RNA. RefSeq names its product cyclin B3 (gene ccnb3). Gene Ontology annotation, biological process: mitotic cell cycle phase transition. The record is from RefSeq and is a predicted model, not a curated record. Lineage: Eukaryota; Metazoa; Chordata; Actinopteri; Cypriniformes; Cobitidae. Gene Ontology annotation, molecular function: cyclin-dependent protein serine/threonine kinase regulator activity.
UGCAGUUUCAGAUGCACGCAGACAGUGAACGCGGUGCGUUUUAAGCUGGAUAACUUUGCAUUGGUAUGAUUUGACUUUAUUUUGUGAAUGGUAAAAGUUUUUAUAUCAAAACAUUGCUUUGGUUGAGACCGUUAAACGCAUCGGAACGAGCAGCUGAGAAACGUGAAAGAUCGUACAAACAGCUAAAAAUGCCUUUUUCAAGAGGAAAGAAACUCACCACUAGCAAAAUCCCCAAACUUCACACCAAAGGAUUGGAGAACCAGGAUGGCCCCCAAACCAAGCGCUCGUCCUCUUCUCCUCAAGGGGCCCCUAAGAAAAGGACGGCAUUUGUGGACAUUACCAAUGCACACAAGAUUGAGCUAAGUAACCCCAUCAAGAAGAAAGGUCCCAUCAAGAAGUUGCAGAAGAAGGCUUCAGUGCUGGUUAAGAAUGACGCCAACCUAAAAAAACAAGCUGUAGUGAAUUCAGAGGAAAAGUUGGAGAUUGUAGAGUCACAUGCUAAGAUAGAAGAACAACCUUGUACCAAACCUUUACUCCCCGCACAUCUUCAGCCUCCACAGAUCCCUCCAGAGUUUGACAUUGAUUCUGAGCACGUAAGCGAUGCCACACAUUCACCAGAAUAUGCCAAGGAGAUCUUUGACUAUCUCAAGAGUAGAGAGGAUAAGUUUGUGUUGCAUGAUUACAUGGCUCAUCAGCCAAACCUGAACACCAGUAUGAGAGCCAUUCUGAUAGACUGGCUGGUUGAAGUUCAGGAGAAUUUUGAGUUGAAUCAUGAGACUCUGUAUCUAGCUGUGAAAAUGACGGAUCAUUAUCUGGCCGUGAGCCAGGUCAAACGCGAGGCUUUACAGCUCAUUGGUUCGACUGCCAUGCUCAUUGCUUCUAAAUUUGAGGAACGGGCUCCACCUUGCGUGGAUGAUUUCCUAUAUAUUUGCGACGAUGCCUACAAGCGUUCCCAGCUCAUCGCCAUGGAGAUCUGCAUGCUACAGGCUCUGAACUUUGACAUCAAUAUUCCUGUUCCUUAUCGUUUCCUCCGGCGUUUCGCCAAGUGUGUAAACGCGGGUAUGGAUACGCUGACCCUGGUUCGGUUUAUCUGCGAGCUGAGUUUACUGGAUAUGCAGUUCGUUCCCGUGAGAGCAUCUCUGCUCGCCUCCGCCUGUCUGCUUAUCGCUCUGGUAACCAAAGACCUAGGAGGAUGGACACCAUGUCUACAAUUCCACUCUGGAUAUACCGUGGAGGAUCUUGCACCUGUGGUCCGAAAACUCCACCACAUGCUCAGCAGCCCGCCGGACAGUAAACUUGCUAUCAUUAGGAGCAAGUAUGCACACAAGGUUUUCUUUGAAGUUGCAUUAAUCCCAACAGUGAGUCUGGAGAAGCUGGAAGGAUUUUUAAAGUGACCUGGGACUAAUAUAUGUACCGUUUCAAAUAUUGUAAAUAUUUCUAUUUAAUGUUUUAUUUUAAUCUUUUAAUGUACAUGGGCAUAACGUGUGUGUGUGUGUGUAUAUAUUACAUGUUUUUUUCCACAAACCAUGCUAUUCUGCAUGUAAAUGUAAAGGCUUUUUGACCAGAAGAAUAACUAGUAACUGACAGACAUUGUAACAAAAAUGCUUCAAACCAGAUAAAGUAUAAUGCAACUUGUAAGUUCACUAGAAAUGUCUUUUAAAUUAUGUUACUAAAAUUGCAUUGUUUAUGUAACAUUAACCAUGUACAUAUAUUUGUUUGCAUUUGUUGCUAUUCAUGUUGCAUUUUAUAGCUUGCCAAGUAUGUAAAUUUGAUGUUUUUCUUAAAAUCACUUUUUGAUUGACUGUUUUAAAGCUGCUGUCAAUUAAAAAAAGUUAUAUUUUUG